CAGAGCUGAGUGAUAAAUUAAACGACACCAGCAGCAUAUCAAAAAAAGCUUCAUCGUCAUCAAUAAAAGCGGCGUCGUCAUCAAUAAACAAAGACAAUUUUCGAAUUAUUAUGAAUAUUACGAUUACUAUAAUGCUCUGCCUGAAUAUGAUGACUCUGAAUGACUCUGAACGGGAGGAUGAAUAUGAUGACUCUGAACGGGAGGAUGAAUAUGAUGACCCUGAACGGGAGGAUGAAUAUGAUGAUUUAGC
Messenger RNA from Ambispora gerdemannii, 250 nucleotides. Lineage: Eukaryota; Fungi; Glomeromycota; Glomeromycetes; Archaeosporales; Ambisporaceae. The record is from the annotation of a GenBank genome assembly.